AUGGUGAAGGCAUCUGAGUUCUCUGAAGGCCAAGACGAAGAGAAAGAUGAUGCUAGAACUGGAGAGUCUGAUCCAGGCUUCAAAAUCGCAUCGAUGAUUUACCAGAGAAACCCUGCUGAUUUUAACAUGCCGGAAGUAGGAAACGGGUACAUGAUUAGAGGUGAAGACCUAAAAUUUGGGAAGCGGAUUCCUUUUUCAAGGAGGCAUGUCGUAGUUAAAGUGGAUCAGCACAAGUGGCAGAGAAAUAUGAAAGCCCUCUACCAAAAAGGAAACGUAUACCGCGUUGAAUUUGAGGAGGGAAAUUUUUUCCAAGAAAAUGCACGUGAAGUGGAUGAAGAGUCAAAUGAAAUGAUUCUUAGAACAAGAAAUGUUGAGACACAAGGAGAAAUAGUGCUCAACUUGCGUGCAAAAUUUUUCCAAGAAAAGACAAGUGAAGUAGAUAAAUGA
Molecule: messenger RNA, 447 nt
Organism: Prunus armeniaca (apricot)
Lineage: Eukaryota; Viridiplantae; Streptophyta; Magnoliopsida; Rosales; Rosaceae
Source: the annotation of a GenBank genome assembly